This is a messenger RNA of Papilio machaon (common yellow swallowtail), 3007 nucleotides long. RefSeq lists its product as uncharacterized. The transcript has 5 exons. Gene Ontology annotation, molecular function: monocarboxylic acid transmembrane transporter activity. Lineage: Eukaryota; Metazoa; Arthropoda; Insecta; Lepidoptera; Papilionidae. The coding region runs from base 269 to 2692 and encodes 807 amino acids. Gene Ontology annotation, biological process: monocarboxylic acid transport; transmembrane transport. The record is from RefSeq and is a predicted model, not a curated record.
UCAGCUAAAUUGUUUUUGAACCAAUAGGGUAUAUUUCUAUAGAACUGUAUACUUCAUUCACCCUGUAUGGGUGACGGUUCACCAAAUUUCAGAAAAUCAAUACUAUUCUUAAUGGUAUCCUAUCAAAAUAAGCCUAACACUUUGAAAUUAAACUGUGUGGCGAGAGAAUUAAGCCGCUAUUCCGCUAGGGAUCCGCGAUUAAGACGUUAAAUCAAGAAAAACCUUUGUCACACUGCAGUAUUAAUUCUAACCAAUAAUUAAUAUUAAAAUGGAAUUAGAUCAUAAAGAUUCAAAUAUUAUAAGAAAUAGCAGAACUCCUAAUAAUUUAAUGCAAUCUGAGGAAAUAAGAGAAUCGCUUCUAUCUGAAUCCACGUCAGGUAUAUGUGGAGACGAAGAACAAGAUAGUAACUAUGAAACAAAUUCAUUUUCCAGCGUUGAAAUAGACAUAAGUAACAAAGAAGGCAUUUUAUCUUUUGGCACAAGUAAGAUCCAUAAAGGAAGUACCAAAUUGAAAUCGAAACAUAAAGCAAUUGGUUACCGUGUUGGAGAUAGUUAUAAGUCAAUUGAUAAUUUCAUUAAUAUCACUAUAAAUCCUAGCGAAGAAGGUAAAGAAAUUCAUGUUAAAUCCACUAUAAAAAGGGAUGUAAAACCUACCAUCCCUGAUGGAGGUUGGGGAUGGGUUGUUGUAAUGUCUUCUUUCGUUAUAUCUAUGAUAGCUGAUGGAAUUAGUUUUUCCUUUGGUCUACUUUACAUUGAAUUCUUGGAUGAGUUUAAAACGAGUAAGUCUAUGACUGCUUGGAUCGGUAGUCUCUUCAUAGCUGUACCACUUCUAUCAGGUCCAGUGAUGAGCGCUUUAGUUGACAGAUACGGAUGCCGCAGCAUGACAAUUUUAGGUGGAUUGAUAUCAACUCUUGGAUUUGUCUUAGCUUCAGUAUCAAAUACCAUUGAAAUGAUGAUGAUUACAUUUGGAGUGAUCGCCGGAUUGGGUCUCGGAUUAGUUUAUGUCACAGCAGUAGUUUCUAUAGCGUAUUGGUUUGAGAAGAAAAGGAACUUAGCUGUAGGUCUUGGAGCUUGUGGUACCGGUGUUGGAACGUUCGUGUAUGCACCAAUGACUCAAUAUUUUAUUGAAGAAUAUGGCUGGAGGGGUACGAUUCUAUUACUAUCUGGGACACUACUUAAUUUAUGUGUUUGUGGCUGCGUUAUGAGGGACCCCGAGUGGUGGAUUCGAGAGCAAAAGAAACAGAGAAAUGAAGAAAAAUCCAACUUUGUCAAAGACGAAAGUAAAUCUAGAAAUUCUAGUUUUACUUCCAUAGGAAAUCCUUAUGUGUUUGAUUUUGAUGCACCAACAAGGGGUGUAGGUAUGAAAAGAUUAAUAACAAAGGGAGUGUCACCUGAAAAAGUUAUAAAAGAUGAAUCUGAAGCUAUAAAAAGAUACGAAAAUAUUUUAUCCUACACGAAAAGGAAUCUACAAAAGUCAAGAUCUAUGGAUAAUUUACCAAGCUAUCUUACAUACGACGACAAGAGGUCAAGGAAAAUGUUGGAAUCAAUAAUAAAGAAUAUAAGUAAACAAUACAAAAUAGAAGUAAAAAAUCCAUCUUUUAUACAGACAAAUAACACGGAGGUACAAAAACUGAUAGAAGGCAAUAAAAACACAGAUCCACCAGCAGUGGCAUAUACGAAUCAAUUUCUUCAACGAACUCAUUCUGAAAAAUAUGGAAACAAGAAAGAAAAUUCUCUAAAAAAAUAUCAACUGAAGAAUUGUAAAGAACUCGAAGUAACUAAAUUAUUAGAUUCUGAACAAAAGACUAACAAAAUUGAAAAGCAAGACAGUAAAGAAAAUCGUAGGGAAUGGUUCAAGAAACAAUUGUCAGUGAACCACCAUUACUUGAAAGAUUUGAAAAUGCCGAUAAAUUCAAUAAGUCACAGAAAUGCUAUGUUGAACAUUAAGAGAUAUCGACUCAAGGCAUCGUCUUGUCCGGAUUUAUUUAAAAAUUCUAUGAUAUCUGUUAACGAAAAGGAAGAGAAAUGGAACGAAGAUUGUGUAAAUUGCCUCUCCGACAUGUUCAAUGUGGCUUUGUUCAAGAAGAUGACGUUCAACCUUCUGUGUUUGGGUACAUUGAUCCUGUUCAUCUGGUUUAUUGUACCGUACUUCUAUUUAGCUGAGCACAUGAUACUCAAAGGUUAUUCCGAGGACGAUGGAGCUAUGAUGUUAAGUAUAAUCGGAAUUACAAAUACAAUUGGUAUGGUCGGUCUCGGAUGGAUCGGAGAUUUUCCUAAAGUGUCUAUUGGAAACUUGUACGCUUUUUGUCUUAUUCUCUGCGGUGCUACAGUUGCAGCCUUACCUUUAGCAUUAUCUAAUUACUGGAUCUUAGUAUCUAUAUCUUCAGCAUUUGGGUUGCUUUUUGCUGCGUCGUUUACUUUCACACCGAGUCUAUUAGUUAAAUUAGUAUCAUUGGAUGAUUUUACUUCUGCCUAUGGUUUGGUUUUGUUGGCGCAAGGAAUUGGUCAUUUAAUUGGACCACCAUUGUCGGGUCUUAUUUAUGAUUUGACCUUCUCCUGGGAACUGGCCUUUUAUUUAGCUGGCGGUUGGAUCAUUGUAUCUGGAGUACUCAUUUCGUUCAUACAACCUGUGAAGAAUUAUCAAGAAAGGCGUCAGAAUAUAGAACAUAAUAGCGUAUCUAGCCUUGCGUAGAUUCUCCUAACUUUCUCGUAGUGCAUUUAUUAAGAAUUAUAUUAGGAAAACCACGCUUUGCUUCUUUGACGUAGAAUUUAACAUAAUAUGCAAAAAGAAAUUAAGAAAUAUUAAUUUGAAAUACGGUUUAUAUGUACAACCCAAGAGUCAUUUGCCAGAAAAAAAGGUUUAAAUCACUGCCUAUGGCGUACUAAAAUUGUUUUUUGUACGCAAAAGAACUGCCUUAAAUCAUUGACCGAAGAAAAUAAUUAUGUAGAAAGAUAUAGAUGAUUUUUGAGAAUUUUUAAUAUUUCUUGGAAGUGGAAUUAUUAUAAU